GGGUUAAUUUAGUUUAUAACAAAAGUUAAAAUACUCAUUUUAUGUUGUGCGCGUGAAUACAUAAUGUCCCGGAAACCUGUUAAUCAAAACAAACCACUGACAAUGUCAGCAUUUCUUGGCCUAGACAAGAGCAGUCAGAGUCAAUCGACGCAGUUAACAAGAGAGUCUCGAAAAAAUAUACAGGAGGCGAGAAUAGCAAAGGCAAAGUUUUACAAUCCCAUUUAUCUCGAUUCAUCGUCAUCGGAGGAAGAUGAUGAGCAGAGUCAGAGGAAGCAGUCAAAGAACAAGGAGCCGGAUAAGGAUGCUAAUGGAAAUUCACUUAUUAAAAGGUAUAGCUUCGAUAAUGUCAACCAAUCGCCGCUAGCACCAUUCCCAGCGAAUGCCAUCCUCAACCCAAUGACGCAAACACCGCCAAAAAACGCCUCUGGCGUCAAAUUAAACUUCGAUAAUUUGGAUGAGGUGCUCAAACAGGAUGCAACCUAUCAAGCCACAUUGUCAAAGCUCAAUGGUCACAUAAAUAAGCUGUCCGUAUCACCACGCAAACCACUCUCGUUGUCUCAAUCCCCUCUCAAGCCCAUUGAGACAAUCAAAUUGAGUUCCUCAAAUGUGUGCAACUUAGACGACACUUUCGAUGCGAUGGUGAACAAAACUAUCAAAAGUGAGCCAUUGUCUGAUUGCACACCGACACAGCCAUUUGUACCACCGAUCAAGUCGGACCCAACGCCCUCCAGCGAUUCACUAUUGAAUCUUAAGGAGAAGCCACCAACUCCAACAGCAGCAGCAGCAGUAAAAUCGCAGUCACUAGCUAAAGAGCAGCCCAAGUUGAGAUUCGUCUUUGAUAAUUCAUUGGCCGAUUAUUUGCGCGAUUUGGGUCAAUAUGAUAUUGGCAUAAGCAAGACGGAUUUUGGUCAGCAGAAUGACGCAAUGCUUAGGAGCACGAUGGGCAUGUAUAAGUCCAGGUAUAUUGAGCUAAUGGAGAAGUACUGCGAGGUGAUCGAUCAAAUACCCGCAGUGCAUUUUAGUAAAAUUGAAGGCUUCGAGGCAAACACAUUUCUCAAGCUUAAGGUAAUGAGGCAAAAGUUUAAGGCACGCACGCAGCUCUUGGAACGGCAAAUAGAGCGUAAGCGGCAGGAGCGUAAGGCGGAACCGGAGGCGCAUGACUUUGAUGCACUGGAGCGAGAGGAGCGUGAAAUGCAGGCGGAACAGUUGCUGCAAACUCCCAGUAGUUAUGCAACAUGCCCCUCAGAGGAUCAGAAUGAUGAGGAGCUAAAUGAUCUGGUGCUAAUGACAAAGCCCAGCAUAAUGACAACAACAGCACAAGCCACAACAAACAGCAAGUAUACGAAUGGUCCACCAGAUGAUUUACACGAUUUGGUGCCCAUGGAAAGUCCUUGUCAUGAGUCGGACGAGGAUGAUUACUUGGCUCAGAGCAUUCUGAUGGAUGAGGAAGAGCUCUGCAGCUCCACACAAUACGCUGCAAAUCCUGCCAAGUCCGCCGCCGCUUCUGCCAUUGAAAAGCCCACAGUUGUCGUACAUUCGGAUGAUGACGAGGAAACCCUAAAAGAAAUCCACGAGGAGCACGAGGCGCUGCGAGGACGCAAAUCGGAGUAUAAUAAUUAUGCGUAUGCUGACUUUGAGGCUGUAAAGCAGCCAACCAAGCCAUCGGAGCCUGCCCAGCGCAUAAACUUUGCCGCAGAUAGCAAGAAGCCCAUUGUGCUCGACGACGAUGGCUUUCCCGAGUACGAUCCGGCGCUGUUUGAGCAAGCUUAUGAGCAGGCAUCAGUGAUGGCCAUUGUAGACUUGACCGCCGUCGAGACCAGGCCCAGCACGAGCCGCACAUCCAUCGUACCAGCUUCUGCACAAAAGAUUUCAGGAAAUUUCCAUGCCAACGUGCACAACGACGGCAUCACCGGCGAGUUCGAUGGCCAAAAGUUUGAGCAUUCGACGCGUCUGAUGCAGGCGCUCAGUUUUAGCUUUGGUCUGAAGAGCUUUCGCCCCAAUCAGCUGCAAGUUAUCAAUGCGGCACUGCUGGGCAACGAUUGCUUUGUGCUAAUGCCCACGGGAGGAGGCAAAUCUCUAUGCUAUCAGCUACCCGCCAUACUCACCGAGGGCGUCACCAUUGUCAUAAGUCCGCUCAAAUCACUGAUCUUUGAUCAGGUCAGCAAACUGGCUUCGCUGGAUAUUUGCGCAAAGAGCAUGUCCGGCGAACAGUCGAUGGAGGAUACUAUGGCCAUAUAUAGAGAUCUUGAAGGACAUUCGCCAUUGGUCAAACUAUUGUAUGUAACGCCGGAGAAGAUUUCCAGUUCGGCACGCUUCCAGGACACUCUCGACCAUCUGAGCGCCAACAAUUUUAUCAGUCGCUUUGUCAUUGAUGAGGCGCACUGUGUGUCCCAGUGGGGCCACGACUUUAGGCCAGAUUACAAGAAACUGGGCAUUUUACGGAAACGUUUCCCCAAUGUGCCCACAAUGGCGUUGACAGCAACGGCGACGCCACGCGUCCGCCAGGAUAUUCUACAGCAGCUGAAUCUGACACACUGCAAAUGGUUCUUGUCCAGUUUCAAUCGUAGCAAUUUGCGGUUUCAGGUGCUGCCCAAGAAAGGCGCCUCUACGCUGGAUGAAAUGCGGAGCUUCAUACAGACGCGUCCGAUUACCGCCAGCGGCAUAAUAUACUGCUUGUCGCGCAAGGAGUGUGACGAGGUGGCCCACAAGAUGAGCGCAGCGGGCAUACGUGCGGUGGCCUACCAUGCCGGCCUAACGGAUACGGCGCGCGAGUCUCGCCAGAAGGAUUGGAUAACGAAUAAGGUGCGCGUCAUAUGCGCCACAAUUGCCUUUGGCAUGGGCAUUGAUAAGCCCGAUGUACGCUUCGUUCUUCACUAUUCACUGCCCAAGUCCAUUGAGGGCUACUAUCAGGAGGCGGGUCGCGCCGGACGCGAUGGCGAAAUAGCCGAUUGCAUACUCUACUACAACUACAGUGACAUGAUGCGCCUCAAAAAGAUGAUGGACGCGGAUCGUGCGCUUGAAUAUCAUGUGAAGAAAAUUCACAUCGACAAUCUGCAUCGCAUUGUCGGCUACUGUGAGAAUAUCACCGACUGUCGUCGUGCCCAGCAGCUGGACUAUUUCGGAGAGCACUUCACCAGCGAGCAGUGCCUGGAGAAUCGACGCACUGCCUGCGACAACUGCCUGAAGAAGCGCAGUUAUAAGCAGAUCGAUGUGCUCGAUCAGUGCAGAAAGGCGGCGAAAGCUGUGCGAGAAUUGUGCAGCGGUCGUUCACGCUUCACACUGCUCCAUUUGGCAGAUGUGCUCAAGGGCGCCAAUAUUAAGAAGAUUGUCGAAAUGGGUCACAAUAAGACACCGCAUCAUGGCGCUCUCAAAGAUUGGGACAAGGCGGAUGUGCAGCGUCUUUUGCGGCACAUGGUGCUCAAAGACUAUCUCAAGGAGGAUCUCAUCUUUACCAAGGACAUACCGCAGGCGUAUCUCUACCUGGGUAACAAUAUUACAGCGCUCAUGAAUGGUACGCCGAAAAUCGAAUUUGCACUCUCACGCAAGGAGAGCGGCGGCACCAAGUCGGUGGCCACCGUCUCAGAGCCCGCUGCAGCAGGCACCAACGAUUUGAGUCACCUGCACCAACGUUGCUAUGCAGAUCUGCUCGAUUUGUGUCGCACCAUUGCCGCUGCACGAAAUGUGACCAUGGCCAGUAUUAUGAAUAUGCAGGCGCUUAAGGCCAUGGCCGAGGAGCUGCCCGCCACGGAGAAGGACAUGUGCGCCAUUCCCCAUGUUACCAAGGCCAACUUCGAUAAGUAUGGCGCAAAGCUGCUGGAGAUUACAAGUGGCUACGCCACUGAGAAGGAAUGCCUGCAGGUAAUGCACGACAUGGAGGCUGCUGAGUCCGCAGCUCCAGCGCCGAUAACGCCACAAAAUUCAAGCAGCGCACGCGCAUCCUGGGCAGCACAAGGUGGCGAAGAUGAUGAUUGGGGUAGAGCGGCGGCAUUGCAGGGCGCGUCUGGCUCUUCGGGCGGAGGAGCGCGUGGCGGCAAACGUAAACGGGCCUGGCGUGGACGGGCCGUCACUGGCGCUACCAAGCGAUACAAGGGCGCGGCGAGUGGAUCACCUGCGGCGGUUCGCAAGAGAGCGACGCCCACUAAGAGCAGUCGUGGAGGCACUGCAGCCAAACGAGGCGCUGCGAGAGGUGCUGGUGCCGGCGCAUCCGGUUGGCUGGGCAAGAAAACAGGUACCAGCAGCGGAUUUCAAUUGAUGCCGCUACCAGGCUCACAUUAAUUCAUAAUUUGAAAAAUAAACAUAUUUUUUCUCUUA
Messenger RNA from Drosophila grimshawi, 4311 nucleotides. It is a transcript of the gene Blm, whose product is annotated as Bloom syndrome protein homolog. The record is from RefSeq and is a predicted model, not a curated record. Gene Ontology annotation, biological process: DNA replication; double-strand break repair via homologous recombination. The transcript is spliced from 4 exons. Gene Ontology annotation, cellular component: chromosome; cytoplasm; nucleus. The coding region runs from base 64 to 4275 and encodes 1403 amino acids. Lineage: Eukaryota; Metazoa; Arthropoda; Insecta; Diptera; Drosophilidae. Gene Ontology annotation, molecular function: nucleic acid binding; four-way junction helicase activity; ATP binding.